UAGUCCAUAACUCCAUAGUUCCAUACUCCAUAAGUGAUAAGUCCAUAGUUCCAAACUUGAACUUUUUACUUCUUAGUUCUUACUUCUUACCAUCUUCUAACUGCAUUUAACUUUUUAUUUCAAAAUAGUUAAUAUAAAAUGAGUUUAAAAUUGUACUAUGAUUUUAUGUCACCACCCUGUAGGGUUUUGUAUGUUUUGUUAAAAACAUCAAAGUGUAAUUUUGAACCAAAGUUGUUAGACAUGGGAAAAGGACAGCAAUUAAAGCCUGAGUAUGAAGCCAUAAACCGGUUCAAAAAGAUUCCUGCUAUUGAUCACAAUGGCUUUAUUUUAAUGGAAAGUGUUGCCAUAACAAAAUAUCUUGCUAGAGAGAACAUGAUAUCCAAAACUUUAUAUCCAGAAGACAGCAAAGGACAAGCAAGAGUGGAUGAAUAUUUAGAAUGGCAACAUGUUGGUUUAAAAUUACCUGGUAACCUGUUCUUCAUGACUUCGUUUAUAAACCCACUUAUGACCGGGAAAACUCCAGACCCCAAGCAAGUAGACAGCUAUAAACAGAAAAUGAUAAAUGCCCUAGAAGAGUUUGAUAAACUAUGGCUUGGAUGCAAUAAGUUUGUGACAGGUGACACUAUUAAUGUGGCUGACCUCUUUGCUGCAGUGGACCUAGAGCAACUAAAACUACCUGAUUUCGAUCCGACGGCGGACUUUCCGAACAUUGCAAAAUGGUGGCCUAAAGUUCGGGAACAUUUUAAUCCGUGUUAUGACGAAGCACAUGUUAUUUUAAAUAAAGUAAUUAAGUUAAAUGCUUCUAAGUUGAAUAAAAAUAUAAAAUGACCUGUUAAAUGAGAUAGAUUGAUUAUAUUUCAAGAUAAUCUAAUAUAUUUUUUUAAAUGUUAUAUAUUUUAUUAAAGUUUUUGGGAUUUAA
This is a messenger RNA of Pieris napi, 919 nucleotides long. Its product is annotated as glutathione S-transferase theta-4-like. The record is from RefSeq and is a predicted model, not a curated record. Gene Ontology annotation, biological process: glutathione metabolic process. Lineage: Eukaryota; Metazoa; Arthropoda; Insecta; Lepidoptera; Pieridae. Gene Ontology annotation, molecular function: glutathione transferase activity. Gene Ontology annotation, cellular component: cytoplasm. Bases 139 to 828 code for a protein of 229 amino acids. The transcript is spliced from 5 exons.